UACCCCACCUGUCUCUCACCUUUGAUUCCAGUUGGUUUAGCAUAACUGGAAGGUCAGAAGUUGUUGACUUGGGCGCGCUGUCAGCUGCCGCUGCCUGAGCCGACUCUGCGCCGCCAGCUGCGAUGGAGGCCGCCGCCCAGUUAGUCAUCGAGAGCCGGGAGGUGGUCUACGUCCCCGAGGCUAUCGAGGCGAAAUACCAGUACCGGACGACACGUGUCAGCCGCGAGGGCGGCGUCCUCAAGGUACACCCCACGACCACCCGCUUCACCUUCCGGACCGCCCGGCAGGUGCUCCUGCUCGAGGUCAUGCUUGUCGGCUGGGGCGGGAACAACGGCUCCACGCUCACGGCCUCGGUGCUGGCCAACCGACUGCGUCUGUACUGGCCCACGCGCAGCAGCCGCAAGGAGGCCAACUACUACGGCUCGCUGACUCAGGUGGGCACCGUGAGCCUGGGCUUGGACGCCGAGGGCCAGGAGGUGUUCAUGCCCUUCAGUGCCCUGCUGCCCAUGGUGGGGCCCAACGACCUCGUGUUUGAUGGCUGGGACAUCUCGUCGCUGAACCUAGCCGAGGCGAUGCAGUGCGCAAAGGUGCAGGUUUGGGAGCUGCAGGAGCAACUGUGGCCGCACAUGGAAGCCCUGCGGCCUCGGCCUUCCGUCUACAUCCCUGAGUUCAUCACGGCCAACCAGAGGAUGCGCGCGGACAACCUCAUACCCGGCUGGCGCGCGCAGCAGCUGGAGCAGAUCCACAAGGGCAUCCGAGAUUUCCCCUCUAGGGCGGGACUGCACAAAGUCAUCGUGCUGUGGACGGCCAACACAGAGCGCUUCUGUGAGGUGGUUCCAGGCCUCAACGACACGGCCAAGAACCUGCUGCACACCAUUGAGCUUGGCCUGGAGGUGUCUCCCUCCACGCUUUUCGCCGUUGCCGGCAUCCUGGAGGGCUGUGCCUUCCUCAGUGGGUCCCCGCAGAACACCCUGGUGCCCGGAGCUCUUGAGCUCGCCUGUCAGCGCCGGGUUUUCAUGGGUGGAGAUGACUUCAAGUCUGGCCAGACCAAAGUCAAGUCCAUGCUCGUGGACUUCCUUAUCAGCUCUGGCCUCAAGACCAUGCCCAUCGUGAGUUACAAACACCUGGGCAACAACGACGGGCAGAACCUGUCGGCGCCAUUGCAGUUCCGCUCUAAGGAUGUGUCCAAGAGCAACGUGGUGGACUACAUGGUGCAGAGCAACCCAGUGCUCUAUACACCCGGCUAGGAGCCGGACCACUGGUAAGUGCCGUACGUGGGCGACAGCAAGCGUGAGCUGGCUGAGUAUACCUCGGAGCUAAUGCUGGGCGGGACCAACACACUGGUGCUGCACAACACGUGCGGGGACUCCCUGCUGGCCGCACCCAGCAUGCUAGACCUGGCGCUGCUGACAGAGCUGUGCCAGCGCGUGAGCUUCUGCACUGACGCCGACCCCGAGCUGCAGACGUUCCACCCCGUACUGUCCCUGCUCAGCUUCCUCUUCAAGGUGCCGGUGCCGCUUUUCCGCCAGUGCAGCUGCACCGAGAACAUCCUCAGGGCCCGCCUGGGGCUCCAGCCGCAGAACCACAUGCUCCUGGAGCGUAAGAUGGAGUGCCCAGGGCCCAGCCUCAAGCAAGUCGGGCCCCUGGCUGCCGCCUGCCCUGUGACAAACAAGAAAGGACCCGCUUCCACCAACGGCUGCACCGGUGAUGCCAAUGGGCACCCACAAGUGGAGGAAACCCAGAUGCCCACCACCUGAGGCCCCUGUCACACAGCUUCCCAGCCCUUCCUCCCCGCUGCCCCCCAGGACCCCACCUUUCCAGGCCGCCCUAAAGACAAUAAAGCCACUGCCACUCUCA
Sapajus apella (tufted capuchin) is the source of this 1857-nucleotide messenger RNA. RefSeq names its product inositol-3-phosphate synthase 1-like. Lineage: Eukaryota; Metazoa; Chordata; Mammalia; Primates; Cebidae. The transcript has a single exon. Gene Ontology annotation, biological process: phospholipid biosynthetic process; inositol biosynthetic process. Gene Ontology annotation, molecular function: inositol-3-phosphate synthase activity. Gene Ontology annotation, cellular component: cytoplasm. The record is from RefSeq and is a predicted model, not a curated record.